Messenger RNA from Helobdella robusta, 411 nucleotides. RefSeq lists its product as hypothetical. The coding region runs from base 1 to 411 and encodes 136 amino acids. The transcript is spliced from 2 exons. NCBI's taxonomy places the organism in Eukaryota, Metazoa, Annelida, Clitellata, Rhynchobdellida, Glossiphoniidae. The record is from RefSeq and is a predicted model, not a curated record.
AUGGCCCAACACAUGACCUACCAGUUUGAAAGGACAUUACUUUUCCACUCAGGAAGCAUCUUGGCAUUCAGCAACGACGGCUCCAUCCAGUCCGACACAACAUGGAAGUGUUCUCCGUCAGCUCCGACCCUGGAUUCCAACAACAACAGCUGGUAUGACGUGGACUAUGAUGAUGCAAGUUGGCUGUCUGCCGUGGAUCAAUAUCCCGGCAGUCCUUAUAUGGGAGUCAUGAGGAUUUGGCUGAAGGAUGAAGAGGACAUGUAUUGCCUCUGGAAUAUCUUUGCCGUCGAACCCGGUCACUGCGGUAUAAGUGCCAGACACUUUACCACUACACCAUCGCCCAGAUGUAGCUUGAAAUUUAAUUUAAUGCAUUACGAAGUGAAUAGCAAUUACAUUUUUUAUGUCAAAUGA